Molecule: messenger RNA, 711 nt
Organism: Schistosoma rodhaini
Lineage: Eukaryota; Metazoa; Platyhelminthes; Trematoda; Strigeidida; Schistosomatidae
Source: the annotation of a GenBank genome assembly
AUGUCCUGUAAGCGUGUGCUGUUGUACGGCGGUCGUGGGUGUUUGGGAUCUGUUUGCGUCAAGCACUUUAAAAGUAAAGGCUAUUGGGUUUGCUCUGUCGAUUUCCAAGAGAAUCCUGAUGCUGAUGAAAAUGUCGUUAUUGAAGUUGUAGAAAGAAGUUCUGCCCAAGAAAAAGUCGUGAAGAAUGGUCUAGAUACGUUUCUCAGUGGUCAAAAGAUUGAUGGAAUAUUCUGUGUUGCAGGUGGAUGGGUUGGUGGGAAUGCUGCUAGCCACGACUUUUUGGAUAACUGUGAUACAAUGUGGAGAAAGUGUGUUUGGUCCUCGUCCAUCGCUGCCUCGUUGGCGUCAAAGUAUCUUUCAGCCAGUGGCCUAUUAGUCCUUACCGGUGCACAUGCUGCUCUACAAGCCACUCCAACUAUGUUGGGUUAUGGCAUGGCUAAGGCUGCAGUACAUCAGCUUACAAAAAGUUUGGCGGGUCCAAACAGUGGGCUUCCGAAUGGUUCUUGUGUGCUUGCUAUCUCACCAGCAACUUUGGACACUCCUAUGAACAGAAAGUGGAUGCCUAAAGCCAACCAUUCGUCUUGGACCCCUACAGAAAAAGUCGCAGAAUUAUUUACUACAUGGUUGGAAGAAGCUAAUAAUCGUCCUAAAUCUGGAAGUAUCAUUCAGUUAAUCACACAAAAUGGUAUAACAGAGUGUGUCCCAGUUUAA